AUGAAGGCCGCCCUUGCUUUCUUCGUGCUGCUUCUCUUGCUAUUGCAGGUGGACAGCGAGGCCGCCACCACUGCGCUGCAGUUGUGGCUGUCCCUGAACACCUGGCAGCUGUCUUACCCUUGGGGGUCCAUGGUGGUGACCACAGUCAGUGAGGUCACCCUCUUUGCUGGCAGCAACAACAGGUUCAGCACUGACUAUUCCAUGGUGGACCUAUUCAACCUGUCCUCUGGUGAGAGGACAAGUGCUUGGCUCUUCCAGCCUUGUGUUGGCCUGGCUGCCACGUCCAGUGGCAACCUGGCCUUCUUUGCUGAUGGUGUUCACAGCUAUCUGGAUCUAUCUAACUUCUCAGUGGUGGACAUCUACAAUGUGAUGUCCAACUGGUGGCACAAAACCUACUGUACCCUCUCACAGCCACACACCAGCAUGACAGUGACAACAGUCAGCAAGCUUGCUCUGUUCACUGGAGGCAUCGUCUACCACUCAUCACCCACAGUCUCACAGUAUUAUCCAGAGCUCUUGGAUGUGGUCGACAUCUUCAACAUCUCAAUGGGUCUCUGGAGCAGGGACAGCUCUCCCUGCCCUGCAUUGCGCAAUCUGGUGCUGUUCACUGGAGGCUACACUGAUGAUAUUAACAGUGUUGAAAGAGUUGAUCACAUUGACAUCUAUAACACAUUGUCCAACCAGUGGAGCGUGGCUCAUCUCUCACAGCUGCACAGUGGUAUGGCAGCCACAAUGGUGGGUGACAUGGCCAUCUUUGCUGGUGGCUACAAUGAUAAGCUUGGCGGCCCACAGGCAAUGGUGGACGCCUACAAUGUGUCCUCUGGCUGGUGGUUCACAGCUGGCCUGCACCUGUUGGAGGCUUGGAGCUCACUAUCAGCCAUGUCUGUGGGCGGCUUCACUCUCUUUGCUGGAGGCUUUUCCACGGUGGUAUAUGCCGUACCCACGUUGGACAUCUUCAAUGUGUCCGCUGGCCUCGUCUCGCCUUCAACCACGCCAUCAGCGACGCCUUCA
Messenger RNA from Acanthamoeba castellanii str. Neff, 1011 nucleotides. RefSeq lists its product as uncharacterized. The record is from RefSeq and is a predicted model, not a curated record. The annotation marks the transcript as partial. Gene Ontology annotation, molecular function: protein binding. NCBI's taxonomy places the organism in Eukaryota, Discosea, Longamoebia, Acanthamoebidae. The transcript is spliced from 2 exons.